Molecule: messenger RNA, 1632 nt
Organism: Erigeron canadensis
Lineage: Eukaryota; Viridiplantae; Streptophyta; Magnoliopsida; Asterales; Asteraceae
Product: tetrahydrocannabinolic acid synthase-like
Exons: 1
Coding region: 1-1632 (543 amino acids)
Molecular function (GO): FAD binding; oxidoreductase activity
Source: RefSeq, a predicted model, not a curated record
AUGAGAAACUUUCAACUAACAUCUUUCUUGUUCUUCUUGGUUUUUCUAACACUUUCAUUUCCUGUUUCAUGGGGAGCAUUAUCUUCGAUUCUUAAUGUCACACCUGACGGUGGAGAUUUCAUAAGUUGUGUUGAAUCAACCUCCGAUAAUUUUACUGCCAUAUCUCGGCUCAUUUAUACCCCAGUCAACUCUUCUUUCUUACCCAUUUGGGAAGCUAGACUCAGAAACCUUAGAUUCAAUAAAUCCUCCAUUCCUAAACCUUCAAUCAUUGUGACUCCGGACAACGAAUUCCAAGUCCGGACUACUCUUUUAUGUAGCAAGCGGUACAGAUACGAGCUCAGAGUCAGGUGCGGUGGCCAUGACUUUGAGGGCGUUUCGUCCACUGCUGAUGUUCCAUUUGUGAUGCUUGAUCUCAAUAGAAUGAGAUCGGUAGAUGUUGAUGUUGGAAACAAAACCGCAUGGGUCCAAGGUGGCGCGGUGCUUGGUGAAGUCUACUACGCUAUUCGUAACAAGACCAAUAGCUUGUACUUUCCAGGUGGUAUUUGCUCUACAGUGGGAGUUGGAGGGUUCUUAGGUGGAGGUGGUUAUGGAAACCUUAUUAGAAAAUAUGGUACUGGUGCUGAUAAUGUUAUUGAUGCUCGAUUAAUGAACGUCGACGGUGUUAUUUUAAAUAGGAAGUCGAUGGGUGAAGAUUUGUUUUGGGCGAUUCGUGGUGGUGGAGCUUCUAGCUUCGGAAUCAUUCUGGCAUGGAAACUAAGGUUAGUUUCCGUGCCAGAACUAGUAACUGUUUUCUUAGUGACCAGAGCUUUAGAAGAAGGUGCAACAGAAAUCUUACAUAAAUUUCAAUAUGCGAUACCAAAUGGUGAUCGUAAUUUAAGCAUAAGAGUUACGAUAUCUAGUGCCUUUAUUGGCAAUACAACCACGAAAACCAUAAAUAUUAUGUUUCUAGGGUUAUAUCAAGGUAAAAUUGACACGUUGCUUCCGUUGAUGAACAAUACGCUCCCGGAGCUUAAACUCACACGAGGAGAUUGUGAAGAAGUGACAAUGGCCCAAGCAUCAAUUGUAUUUAAUGGCUUACCAAGCAACACCCAACUUGAAUUUCUUCGGUCUCGAGUUACCAACAUUCCGUUGAACACUAAAAACAAGCUAGACUAUGUACGAACACCGAUACCCAUACACGGGCUUAAAAAGAUUUGGACAAAGCUAUUUGAAAACGACGUUGGAAGAGGGACUCUUAUCAUGCACCCUUUAGGUGGUAGGAAUGAUGAGAUUUCAGAGACCGCAAUUCCCUACCCUCAUAGAACCGGGGUGUUGUAUCAGUUUCACCAAUAUGUCAAUAUUUCUGAUCAAGCAUCCGACACAACACCAACAUCACUCCGGCGUAUAAACUGGUUAAGAUCCUUCAAUGAUUUGAUAGCGCCCUAUGUGUCAAGGAACCCAAGGGAGGCAUAUUCCAACUACAAAGAUCUUGAUUUGGGUUUUGAAGCCGGUUCUUAUGAACAAGCAAGAUCUUGGGGAGAGAGAUACUGGAAAAGACACAACUUUAAGAAGUUGAUUAGCAUCAAAGCAAUGGCUGAUCCUGAGAACUUCUUUAGAUAUCCACAAAGCAUACCGGUUUUCCCAACUUAUUAA